This is a messenger RNA of Aureococcus anophagefferens, 699 nucleotides long. RefSeq lists its product as hypothetical. Lineage: Eukaryota; Pelagophyceae; Pelagomonadales; Pelagomonadaceae. The record is from RefSeq and is a predicted model, not a curated record. The transcript has a single exon. The annotation marks the transcript as partial.
AUGGUCGCCCGCGGGCUGCUCGCGGCGGCGCUCGCGGCGUCGUGCGCGCUGGCGACGGACGUCGCCACCUUCGGCGACCUCGCGGCCGUGAACGCCGCCGGGGGCAGCGCGGACGUCGGUGCGGCGACCAUCGCAUUCGACGACACGCUCAACGUCACGACGUCGCUCGCCGUCGCCGGCGGCGGCGGCGCGACCCUCGACGGCAACGGCCGCACGCUCUUCCGCGUCGUCGCCGGCGGGAGGCUCGAGCUGGCGCGCCUGUCCGUCACGGGCGCCGUCGGCGACGCCGUCGCCGUCGAGGCCGACGGCUUCGCGCGGCUCUCGCGCGUCGCGCUCUUCGGCAACGCCGGCGGCGCGCCGCUCGCCGUCGUCGACGGGUCCGCGACGGUCGCGUUUUCUUCCUUUUACGAUAACGUGAACUGGGCCGGCGUGGGCGGCGGCGCGGUCUCGUUCCUCUCCGCGGGCGGCGGCCGGUCGCUCUCCGUCGCGAAUUCCACGUUCCGCAACAACAGCGCGCUCGACGGCGGCGCGCUCUUCGCCGCCACGGGGCCCGACGAGACGGCCCUCGGCCCCCUGGCCAACGCGUCGCGGGACGUCGUGCGCGUCGAGAACGCGUCCUUCGAGGGCAACUGGGCGCCGUACCGCGGCGGUUCGAUAGUCGUCUGCGGCCUCGUCGACUUCCACCUCGCCGGCGCCGUC